Lasiosphaeria miniovina is the source of this 1314-nucleotide messenger RNA. RefSeq lists its product as uncharacterized. The record is from RefSeq and is a predicted model, not a curated record. Gene Ontology annotation, molecular function: protein phosphatase regulator activity. Gene Ontology annotation, cellular component: cytoplasm; nucleus; protein phosphatase 4 complex. Lineage: Eukaryota; Fungi; Ascomycota; Sordariomycetes; Sordariales; Lasiosphaeriaceae. The annotation marks the transcript as partial. The transcript has 4 exons.
UGGCCGAACCUGCUCCCCGCCGUCGUCUCGCGGAUUGACAAGAUCGCCCACUACGAAUUCUCCAUCCCCCAUAUCCCGCCGCCGCAGCUUCCCCUCCGGCCUCCUUCGCCGCGCUUCCUCGCCCCGCUGCCGUCGUCGGACGCGUUAGAGCCGCCCGACUCGUCCGACACGGCGCUGUCCUCGCAGGAGACCAACAAGGAGAAUGCGAAUCCCUCUCCGUCGCCGCCUCUCUCCAGGUCAACGGGGACACUCCCCGCAGCCAUCGCGGCGCAACUCGAAGAAGUCACGUCUACGCUGACGCUCAACUUUAGCCAGUUCCCACCACACACCAUUCAGCGGCUGGCCGAGCUCGUGCUUCGCCCGCGCCAGCACUACCGCGGCCUCGUCGCCUACCUUCACGCACUCGAUCGCGUGGUCCACGUAACGAGCGGCGCCAAUAUCUACCCGCUGCCGCCGGCGAUACCAGACAUGGGCGCCAUGUCUCUGCUAGCUAAUGGCGUGGGCGGCGCCGGUGGCCGCCUGAGCAUCAACACGUCGGCAGCUAAUAAUAUUGGGUCUGACGAGGCGCUGGGCGGCGCCCUGCUGACGCCCAUCCCAUGGCUGGCGCGGCACGCGAACGGGGGCGGCAGUGAUGACAGCAGCGAUGCGGGCAGCCUGUCGCCAUCCUCUGCCGCAGGGGGCAGUCAGGUGCGCACCGAGAGCACCGAGACGAUCGAGGGCCCCAACGGUAUGGGCAGCAUCGAGACCGUGUCGGUGUCGGUCAAUGGCAUCCCGUCGAUGGGGGCCGGCGCGGCGCUCGUUCAGCGCGGCGUCACGCAAGGCGAGCUACUACGCCAAGAGCAGCGGGCUGGCGUCGUACCUUUGAGCCAGCUAGCCCGGCAACAACAACAGCAGCAGCAGCAGCUAGAGCUUGCCGCUGCCGCCCUCAAUGGCGGCUCGCUGGAGCCAUCGCUUAUCACGGACGAUACGGGCGCAAGCUCCGAGGUAGCAGACGAGGAUGCCGCAAUGAACGAAUCCGCCGAGGGCGAAGACGAAGACGAGAUACCGCAUGCACGCGGUCCCGAGGAGAUUGGGGCUCUUGAUACGGGCUCGCAGACCGCCACUACGAGUGACCUUGCGGUCGGACCAAGCGGAACCGUUGACAUUAGCAGCAUCGAUGUCGAGGCCGCCGUCGGACGACGCUUGCAGUCACCACCUAAGCAGCAGAAGACAGAAGGCGCCAGCCCGGAGGCUGCCACGGUUCCGGAGAGCCCGAAGCGGGAGGCGGAUGACGAUCUCGAGCUAGGCCCGAGCAAGAAGCGAGUAAAGGAGGAC